Molecule: messenger RNA, 3106 nt
Organism: Anarrhichthys ocellatus (wolf-eel)
Lineage: Eukaryota; Metazoa; Chordata; Actinopteri; Perciformes; Anarhichadidae
Gene: smad1
Product: SMAD family member 1
Exons: 7
Coding region: 259-1671 (470 amino acids)
Biological process (GO): anatomical structure morphogenesis; cell differentiation; SMAD protein signal transduction
Cellular component (GO): heteromeric SMAD protein complex
Molecular function (GO): RNA polymerase II cis-regulatory region sequence-specific DNA binding; DNA-binding transcription factor activity, RNA polymerase II-specific; I-SMAD binding
Source: RefSeq, a predicted model, not a curated record
CCCAAGACGGGCUGAGAGCGCACGCAGGAGGAGACACAGGGAGAGAGAAAGAGAGAGACCGAGAGAGCAGCAAAGGAAGAAAAGCCAAGUGACUGUCAAGAGGAUCUGAUCUUACGUCGCUGAAGCUGAGGAUGAUCUGAAACUCCAAAAGGACAGACGCUCUUUUCACCCUUUCUUUUGUAAGACUAGACUGUCCACCGCUGCUCUCACACGUCUUUUGGACGGAAAGGAGAGGGGAGGAGGGCGGUUUUGUCCAACAUGAACGUCACCUCGCUCUUCUCCUUCACCAGCCCGGCGGUCAAACGGCUGCUGGGUUGGAAGCAGGGAGACGAGGAAGAGAAAUGGGCGGAGAAGGCCGUGGAUGCUCUGGUUAAGAAACUGAAAAAGAAGAAGGGGGCCAUGGAGGAGCUGGAGAAGGCUCUCAGCUGCCCGGGUCAGCUCAGUAACUGUGUGACAAUCCCCCGCUCCCUGGAUGGACGGCUGCAGGUGUCCCAUAGGAAAGGUCUGCCGCAUGUCAUUUAUUGCCGGGUGUGGCGCUGGCCCGACCUGCAGUCCCACCAUGAGCUGAAGGCCCUGGAGUGCUGCGAGUACCCCUUUGGCUCCAAACAGAAGGAUGUGUGUAUCAACCCCUACCACUACAAACGAGUGGACAGUCCAGUGCUGCCCCCUGUGUUGGUACCGAGGAACAGUGAGUUCAACGCCAAGCAUACAAUGUUGCCUCGCUUCCGCAACCCUCUACAACAGAACGAGCCGCACAUGCCGCAGAAUGCCACCUUCCCAGAAUCCUUCACUCAGGCCAACACAAUGCCCCCCGCUUUCCCCACUUCACCGGUAAACAGCUACCCAAACUCGCCGGGAAGUGGCAGCAGCAGCGCCACCUUCCCUCAGUCACCAUCCAGCUCUGACCCCAGCAGUCCAUUCCAAAUGCCAGAGACACCCCCUCCUGCCUACAUGCCCCCAGAGGAGCAGAUGACUCAGGAUUGUCCCCAGCCAAUGGACACCAACCUCCUGGUUCCAGCUUUGCCAUUAGAGAGUAACAACCGGCCAGAUGUGCAGCCCGUGGCCUAUGAGGAACCCAAGCACUGGUGCUCUAUUGUUUACUACGAGCUCAAUAAUCGUGUCGGAGAGGCGUUCCAGGCGUCCUCCACCAGCGUGCUCGUCGAUGGCUUCACAGAUCCCUCCAACAACCGCAACCGAUUUUGCCUCGGCCUGCUCUCCAACGUCAACCGCAACUCCACCAUUGAGAACACCCGGCGGCACAUCGGCAAAGGUGUCCAUCUGUAUUAUGUUGGUGGGGAGGUGUACGCAGAAUGUCUGAGUGAUAGCAGUAUCUUCGUUCAGAGUCGUAACUGUAACUACCACCACGGCUUCCAUCCCACGACUGUGUGUAAGAUUCCCAGCGGCUGCAGCCUGAAGAUUUUCAACAACCAGGAGUUUGCUGAGCUGCUGGCCCAGUCCGUCAACCACGGCUUCGAGGCUGUUUAUGAGCUCACAAAGAUGUGCACCAUCCGCAUGAGUUUCGUUAAGGGUUGGGGAGCAGAGUACCACCGCCAGGAUGUGACCAGCACACCCUGCUGGAUUGAGAUCCACCUGCAUGGUCCCUUGCAGUGGUUGGAUAAGGUGCUAACCCAGAUGGGCUCCCCGCACAACCCUAUAUCCUCCGUCUCCUAGGCUUCACUGUCCUCAGCCCCGUGGCUGUCCAUAGCCCAGCAUUUUGGUCUAAGUAGCAAGAAUAGGGUCACAGAUCGGCUUGUGGUUCAGCCAGCCUGCCUUUUCCGAUAACUGAUUGACAUUUUGACUGAAACACAAGCUGAUCUGGGACAAGUAGGGCUGGGCGAGUUGUUAAAAUUGGUUUGUUCUCUACUUGAAGGAUGUCUGAAUUGGGCACAUUUACAGUCUGGGAGAGGAGUAAGCAAAGUGAGCGUGAUGCAACUGGAAGAUACUUGAUCUUUGUGACCAACUGUAAUAAUCAGACCAUCAUACUCAUCAUGACGCAAGUAUCCUCCCUGAUCUUGCUCCAACAAUGUCUCUUUUUCAUUGUUCUAUUAUUCUGACUCAUUACUAGUUUUCAUAUAAAUAUUCCCUCUGAAAUCCAGAUAUACUUGUGUAGUUACAAUAAUUAUGGGACAUUCCACCAAAAUUGCAGUCGGCUGCUGUCUGCUGCCUGACUGCAAUGAGGUUGGCAUGAAAUGUACUUACGACAUGUAAAAAGCUAGCAGGGACUUGACCAGUAUGACUGAAAAAUUGUAAUCAUCUCCAGAUACUGGAGCAGUACAAAGUUGUUGUAUAAAUAAAAUCCCAUAUCAGAGAUCAUGACAAAUAGUCAGAGGGCAAGUUUGAGAGUUAAGAGUGGGGUUUAGUGUGGGGCAUGGCACUUAAAAGGGCAUUUCAGACUAUUCCGAAAAAAAACAACUAAUGUUUAAAUGUUGCUCAUCUUGUGUUACACUCGUGUUUCAAAUGAAUUUUAAGAAAAAAGAAUAGUGUUUAGAUAUAUUCACUAUUAGAAUAUGUGCUGUGCAGUCUGGUUUUUGCAAAGCAUAGUUUGGUUAGUGUAGUGUUACACAUUUAAGACUGGUAGCUGAACACAGAUCAUGAAGCAGAGGCAAAUACAAGUGCAUUUUAGUUUGUCCAUUGCUGUAUACUCUGCAGCGAAAUCAAAUGUGUCAAAUACGGAGUCACAUUGAGGACAUAAAUAUUUCAGUGACUCCCCAUUCUCUUUUUACAUCAACUGAGCAAAACAUGUUAGAUGACUGUUAUGGGAAAAUGUUGAGCAUUCAAAUUUUAAUUGUUGACUGAGAAAAGGGUAUCAGUUACAGAUGUCCUAAUAUGAUUUUUCUUUUUUAUUAAAUGCAGAUUUUUGCCAUUCAGUUAUUUUAUGCUUUGAGCAAUCCUCUUUGCUGUUGAACUGUAUUACUCUUUACAUUCUUUUUGUAUUUUUCGAACAUGUUUUCUGUUGUCUGUCUGCACUUUCACACAUUGCCUCUUUGUUUUGUUUUAGUUUUUCUCCUUCUUUGUGUUUUUGCUCAGUAAAACUCCCAGAAAAGCAGUUUUAUUCCAUGAAUAUCAAGCCUCUACUGGAAGAUUCAAUAAAUUUGUUUCAAUACUU